AGCGGCUACGUACAGUUAAACGGGGGGCGGCGGCGGGGGGAACUUGUGUGGGGGGAGCUACUCCAGGUAGACGCGGACGGCCUCGUACUGCAGGUUCCGGACGGCCUCCGCGGCCGCGCCCGUCAGCGCCGGGCCGUCGACGGUGGUCUUGGCGCCGUCGUCGUCCUUGGACGCCAGGAGCUCCAUCUUGACGACCUCGAGCGUCCAGGAGUCGGCGCGCGACGGGUUGACGUACGUGACCUCGACGCCGCCGAGGAACGUGAACGUCACGGUGCCGUCGUCCUUGAAGAGCUUCGCCGGCACGGCCGGCCGCAGCGCGAGCUCCAGGCCGCCGCCGUCGCCGAGCGUGAAGGGCGCCGGCCCCGCGAAGACGAGCAGCCAGAUGCUCAGGAACUCCGCCGUCGAGCCCGACAGCCGCGCGAGGUACGAGGUGCCCCAGAGCUCCUCGUCGGGGUAGGCCGACGACACGAUGAACGAGCCGCACUCGAGCGGCGACCGCCCGUACGUCUCGACGUCCAUGUUGUAGGGCGCGCCCGUCGCCAUGGCCGUCCAGAAGUCCUCGUAGAGGCCCGCGCGCAGGAGCUCGAGGUAGUACUUGAAGGACAUGUGGAGCCAGACGGACUCGUUCUCGAGCCAGCCCGGCGUGAACGCCAUCAUGCGGCCCAUCUCGAAGGGCUGGCCCUCGAGCGACUCGCAGAUCUUGUACUGGCCGAUGGGCUUGUCGUAGAGGGGCGACGCGAGCACGGCGUCGUGGAUCUUCUUCAGCUGGACGCCGUCGGCCCGCGGCACGGUCUUGAGCUGGCGCACGGGCCCCUCGAGGAAGAGCGGGAAGACCUUGGCCUCGAAGGCCGUCGCGCGCACGAACGGCUGGCCGACGAAGUUCUUCAGGCCGGUGUACUCGUACGCCGUGACGACGUGCUGGAAGUACGUGGGCAUGAUGACCCCGUCCGUGUAGGCGAGCGACUUCUCGAUGCCCCGCUCCAGCUUCUUCGUGGCCCGGCCGAGGAAGUCCGCCAGCGUCGCCGCGUCGAGCGAGACCUCGUCGCCCGAGAAGAAGAGGCGCACGCGCGCGCGGUACGCCUCCCGAUACGAAGCGACGCGCUCCCAGUACUCGAAGUCCGUCAGCGACGCGUCCUUCAGCGCCUCGGUCGUGUUGGCGAUCAAGUCGCCGAGUUCGACCGGCACGACGACGGGCCGCUGCACCCUCCGGAUCGUGGACGCGAGCCAGUCCCCGAUGCGCCAGGCCUCGCAGGUCUCGGGCAUGCCGGACCCCAGCAGGCCGGGCAGGCCGUUCAUGGCGUCGUUCCAGCCCGGCUUGUUCGCGUCCAUCUCGACGCCGAGGCCGCUCGGGUCGAGCAGCGUGAACUUGGUGGCGAAGAGCAGGAGCACCUUGGAGACGGGCUCGACGGUGUAGACGGCGCUGGACGCGUCGUCGUCGCCCGUCGGCGCCGCGAGCUCGAACGCGCCGUCGGGCUGCGCGUCGCGGUCGGCGAGCUGGCCGAGCUUCUCGGGGUCGUCGUAGACCGAAUUGUACUGCCGGAUCCCGAGGCCGUCGACCUCGACGUACUUGAAGUCGCGCGGCUGCACCGUGCCCGCCGACAUGUAGAACGGGAUCUUCUCCGCGUCCCAGAGCGCCCGCUCGACGUCGUCGGGGUAGACGGCCUCGAAGGACAGGAUCUGGUCCAGGUCGUAGGUCCAGUGGUCGGCCCAGAAGCCCUCGUGCGUGUAGUUCGCCGCGAAGACCUGGCGCGCCGCGCCGGCGGCCGCGUCGAGGACGGCGGCCCGGUCCUUCGCGAAUUUUAUCUUCUCGGCCCGCGCCUGCUCGAAGAGGUCGCCCGGCCGGAAGGGCCGCGCCAGCAGCGCGGCGAGCUUCUUCCGGGACGCGGCGUCGCCCGCGAGCGCCUCGGCGACGGGCGCUGCCUUCGCGCGCGCCGCGGCGUCGUCGCGCGCGCCCUCGGGCGCGAGGCUGAAAAACGCCGUCGCCACCGUCAGCGGGUUGUAGCCGUCGGCCUGCUUGAGCGUGAGGAACUGCCGCAGGUUGAAGUCCCGGACGCCCGGGAAGAGCAGGACGUCGACGCGCCGGUUCUGGUUGACGUCCCGGUAGUUCCCGGACCCCUGGCUGAAGUACGUCGCGUCGAUCUGGAAGUUGUUGUAGUCCCGCUCGAGGUCGCCGUGGAUGCGCGAGAACGUGUGGUAGACGCGCUUGGCGCCGCCGCCGGCGCCCAGGAACUCGGGGAAGCCCCCCCGCAGCAGGUUGUCCAGCAGCAUCUGCCGCGAGAAGGCGUCGAAGAGCGGGUUCGCCGUCUCCGAGGCCACGGCGGCCGUGAGGCGCUCCGUGAGCGCGACGGCCUCGACGUACUUCUUCGAGGCGAACCGGUCCUUCAGGACCGUCGGCGCGAUGUCGUCCACGAGCUGCGGGACCGUGCGCGCGCGGCCCCAGACCGUGACGAGCGUCGUCGACGCGCCGGCCGCGAGCGUCGUCGACGCGACGGCGAAGGCGCACGGCGUCUUCGAGACCUUGACCUCGGCCGCGUCCGCGACGGCGGCGCCGCGCUUCGCGAAGCCGGCGGGGUCGCGCAGCGUCGUGUCGUCGCCGAAGAUGACGUCCGGGUCGACGACGACCGGCAGCAGCGCCUCGGCCGCGUCCUCGACGUAGCCGAAGGCGAAGUGGCCCUCCGUGAUCAUCUGCACCUGGGCCGAGUCGGCCGUCGACGCGCUCAGCUUGAAGUACGGGAGCGGGCACGCCGCCGCGCUCGUCUCCUCCGAGUCCUCGGCGCGGCCGCAGUUGUAGACGCGCAUCCAGCCCUCGAGCGUGCGGCCCAUGGUGCCCAGCAUGCCCGCGUUCACGCCGAACGGCUCCAGCUUCGCGAGGCCGUCGGCCGCCGCGACCUCGACACUCCCGUCGCCGACGUUCGUGAGCGUCACGCGCCGCACGAGCGCCGGGAAGUCCUCGCCCUGGACCGUGUAGUAGAGCACCCGCGUCUCGACGCCGCUCGCCCGGUCCACCUCCACCAGCUCGAGCUCGUUCAUCCCGAUGAGCAUCGUCCGCUCCCGAUGCUUGGACGGCGGGUCGAAGAAGGGCUGCGCCACCGUCGCCUCCGCGCCGCCGCGCGUCAGGCGGAGCAGCGUGCGGAAGCCCCGGAACGGCGCGUCCAUGUAGGCCUUGUUCGCCGGCUCGAACUCGAGGAGCGGCCCGUCCUUGUUCUCGACGCCGAAGGCGGCGACGCCCUGGCCGCGGUUCACGUAGAAGGCCCACAUGGGCACGCCCCACUCGCCGCCGAUGCCCGGCAGGAACGACGCGAAGGGCUUGCGCGCGUCGAAGUCGCGCAGCACGAAGCGCCCGUCGCUGUCGAAGUGGCCGCCCGCGUCCACGGCGAGCGUCGUGGGGAUUUGCGCGGCGGCGGCCCGGGGCGCGCGCCGCCGGAGCCGGUUCGCGCUGAGCGCCGCGGCGCUGCAGGCGGCGGCGAACGCGCC
Molecule: messenger RNA, 3474 nt
Organism: Pelagomonas calceolata
Lineage: Eukaryota; Pelagophyceae; Pelagomonadales; Pelagomonadaceae
Source: the annotation of a GenBank genome assembly